This is a messenger RNA of Fusarium sp. VM40, 4353 nucleotides long. The record is from the annotation of a GenBank genome assembly. NCBI's taxonomy places the organism in Eukaryota, Fungi, Ascomycota, Sordariomycetes, Hypocreales, Nectriaceae.
AUGACGGUCGUUACGUCUGUAGAUAGCCCUGUCAAGCAGCAGCUCGUCGACAAGCUGCCAAAGCGGUUCAAGGGUAUCAAAUUUGGUAUUCAAUCCAACCAGGAUAUCGCCAAUCAAGCCGUUCUUGAGGUUUCCGACCGUUUGCUCUACGAUAUCGAAAACAACCGCGCUCCAUAUCGCCACGGCCCGCUGGACUCUCGAUUGGGAACCUCAAGUAAGCAGGGACGAUGUUCGACUUGUCAGGAAUCACUUAAGGAUUGCAAUGGUCAUUUUGGCCAUGUUCGCCUGCCCUUGCCAGCUUUCCACGUCGGUUACCUCCGUUUCAUCAUGUCCAUUUUACAAGAAAUCUGCAAGGACUGCAGUCGGGUUUUGCUUGAAGAGCCUGAACGACAACAGUUCCUUAAGGAACUAAGACGACCAUUCUUGGAUAACCUACGGCGAACUCAAAUAUGCAAAAAGAUUAACGAACAAUGCCGGAAAAUCAAAACAUGCCCUUAUUGCGGCUCCCUUAACGGUCAAAUCAGAAAGAUAGGUGUUCUCAAGCUUGCUCACGACAAGUUUGUAGCAUAUAACAAGUCAACCUCUGUGAAAAAGGUACCACCGGAGAGCAAGAUAAAGUUCGACAACUCCUUCAAUGAAGCGAGGCGCGAGAACCCGGAGCUUGAGAAGCAUCUUCGGAAGGCCAUGGAGGAUUUGAAUCCACUCCGAGUCCUCAACCUCUUCAAAAUGAUUAGUCCUACAGAUUGCGAAUUGCUCGGCCUCGAUCCCGCCGAAGGACGACCAGAGAUGUUCAUCUGGCAAUUCCUGCCAGCCCCACCGGUCUGCAUCAGACCCUCUGUCGCCCAGGAUAACGCUAGCAAUGAAGACGACAUCACUACCAAGCUGGCCGACAUUGUCUGGGUCAGUGGCAUGAUCCGGUCUGCUUUACAGAAGGGCUCCCCAGUCCAGACCAUCAUGGAGCAGUGGGAAUACUUGCAGACUCAGAUUGCCAUGUACGUCAACAGCGACGUCCCUGGUCUCCAGCAGCCCGGGUUUGGCAAAGCUACGAGAGGCUUCUGCCAGCGUCUGAAAGGCAAACAAGGUCGCUUCCGUGGUAACCUUUCCGGAAAACGUGUCGACUUUUCAGGAAGAACAGUCAUUUCUCCAGAUCCUAACCUUGGCAUUGACCAAGUUGCUGUGCCAGAGCUGGUUGCGAAGAAUUUGACCUAUCCUGAAAGAGUACAGCGACAUAACCUCGAGAAGCUGCGUCAGUGUGUUAAGAACGGACCAGACAUCUGGCCUGGAGCUCAGCGUGUCAUCAAAUCGGACGAAGGCGGCUAUCUCCAGUCUCUAAAAUUUGGUAACAGGGAGUACAUAGCUCGAGACCUUAAGUUCGGAGAUAUCGUUGAGCGUCACCUCGAGGAUAACGAUGUCGUCCUAUUCAAUCGUCAGCCGUCUCUGCACAAACUUAGUAUCAUGAGCCAUCUUGCUAAAGUUCGACCAUGGAGAACUUUCAGGCUAAACGAAUGUGUUUGUGGACCAUACAACGCCGAUUUUGAUGGAGACGAAAUGAAUCUUCACGUACCACAGACGGAAGAGGCUCGCGCGGAGGCUAUUAACUUAAUGGGCAUCAAGCACAACCUGGCAACACCCAAGAAUGGAGAACCUGUCAUUGCUGCCACGCAAGAUUUCAUCACGGCGGCUUUCUUGCUGAGCAGCAAAGACCGCUUUUUCGACCGAAAGACGUUUACUUAUAUGUGCAUGCACAUGAUGGACGGAAAGACGCACUUGGACUUGCCACCUCCAGCUAUCAUCGCACCUCAAUCUCUUUGGACUGGCAAGCAGAUAUUCAACAUGCUUAUGCGGCCCAAUAAGGACUCACCCGUCAAGGUCAAUCUUGACGCCAAGUGCAGAGCCUACAAAGCCCGACCUGGCCAGUGCCCUGAUAUGGACCCCAACGAUGGCUGGCUCGUUGUGCGCAAUUCAGAAGUCAUGUGUGGCCGUAUGGACAAGUCUACCGUUGGAACAGGCAAGAAAGACUCGAUCUUUUAUGUAAUUCUUCGUGAUUUCGGACCAGACGAGGCUGUUAUUGCCAUGAACAGAUUGGCUAAACUCUGCGCACGGCAACUGACAAAUCGAGGAUUCUCAAUCGGCGUUGGAGAUGUUUUCCCUACGGAAUCACUAAACCGAGAAAAGGAGAAACUUGUUGCCGUCGCCUACAAGCAGUGUGACGACUUGAUUGAAACAUUCAAGGCUGGAAAACUGGAGAAAGCUGCUGGCUGUAACCAGGAACAGACCUUGGAAAACUCCAUGUCUGGUAUUCUGAGCAAGGUCCGACAGCAGGCAGGAUCUUAUUGCGUCGACACCCUCAGUCGCAACAACUCCCCCCUCAUCAUGGCCAAGUCUGGUUCGAAAGGAUCAGACAUCAACGUGGCACAGAUGGUUGCCCUUGUUGGUCAGCAAAUUAUUGGUGGUUCGCGUGUUGCAGACGGGUUCCAGGACCGAACACUUCCUCAUUUCCAUAAGAAUGCUCGUCAACCACCCUCAAAGGGUUUCGUCAAGAACAGUUUCUACACUGGCUUAUUCCCUACCGAGUUCAUCUUCCACGCCAUGUCGGGUCGUGAAGGUCUGGUCGAUACAGCUGUCAAGACUGCUGAGACUGGUUACAUGUCUCGGCGACUGAUGAAAUCGCUUGAAGAUCUGUCUACACAAUACGACGAUACUGUCCGGACAUCCGGAGGUGGUAUCGUCCAAUUCCAGUUUGGUGCUGAUAAGCUUGAUCCUGUGGAUAUGGAAGGCUCAGCGGAGCCUGUUCAUUUCCAGCGAACUUGGACUCAUGCGGAAAGUUUGACUCUGGACAACAGCGAGUCUUCUAUGUCACCAGAGGAGAUCAGAGCUUUCUGUGACUCUGUGUUGGAAACCGAACGACGACGUUAUGUCAGGCGUGGACUGCUGCAUAACGAGAUCCUGGACUAUACGGAUACCACCGAUUACGGCAUUGACGAGCACGAAGGAGCACGAGGGUUCCUGAAAGCCAUUGAACGACACGUUGAAGGACUAGCGUCAAAAUUGGAGACGGUCAGAAAGCUUGCUGGCUUCAAUGGCGAUGCUGCGGUUAAGUCAACCGCUCGAGAUCACGCCGAUCGGACUGCCAAGGUCGCAUUAUCGACACUUCGCCUUUUUAUCAAAAUGUGUCUAGAGAAGUACAAGAAGGCACACGUUGAGCCUGGACACGCUGUUGGAGCUGUCGGAGCUCACUCAAUUGGUGAACCAGGUACACAGAUGACCUUGAAGACUUUCCAUUUUGCUGGUGUGGCCGGCAUGAGUAUCACUCAGGGUGUCCCCCGAAUCAAGGAAAUCAUCAACGCAUCGAAGGCUAUCAGUACCCCCGUCAUUACGUGUCCUCUAGAGAACAACGAGCAGAUUGAAGCCGCGCGGGUUGUGAAGGGGCGCAUUGAAAAGACAUACAUCUCGGAUGUUCUGCGAUUUGUUGAAGACGAAUGGCGCACGACCGAAGGCAACGUUGUCCUACAAAUCGAUUCCACCGCCCUUUCAGAUAUGCAUUUGGGCAUUGGCCCAUACGAUAUUGCUGAGGCUAUCUGCAAGCAGCGCAAGCUCAAGGUGCAGAGGGAUGAUCUGUCAAUUGAUGGAGAGCGGAUUAUUGUUCGAGUGCGCGAUGUUAGCGAUCCAGCAGUGAAGAGGACAACUGCACGAAGCAAAGCUGCUGCCGCCGACACUGGGGACAUGUUGCUGAGGGCGAACUUCCUUCGUCGGACACUCCCUAACGUGCCCAUAUCUGGCUAUUCCGAAGCUACACGUGCGAUUAUCCAAACAUCAGAACAAAGCACACAUAUGGUCCUUGUCGAAGGCUACGGCCUCCGGGAAUGUAUGACGACCGAGGGUGUUAUUGGUACGAAAGCACGCACCAACAACGUCAUGGAGUGUCGAGAUGUAUUGGGCAUUGAAGCAGCCAGAACGACCAUUGCCGACGAAAUUGGCGAAGUGAUGGGCGACAUGGGCAUCGAUCCGCGACAUAUGCAAUUGCUGGCUGACGUAAUGACCUACAAGGGUGAAGUUCUGGGCAUUACCCGUUUUGGAUUGUCCAAGAUGCGCGAUAGCGUACUGCAACUAGCCUCCUUCGAAAAGACCCCGGAUCAUCUCUUCGAAGCUGCAGCUGGUAUGAAGACGGAUCAGAUUGAGGGUGUUAGUGAGUGUAUCAUCAUGGGCCAGACAAUGUCGGUUGGUACCGGUGCAUUCCAGGUCGUUCGCCGUUUGGGUAUCCGGGACGGCGAUGUCAAGCAAAAGCCAACACUUUUCGAGGAUGCUUGGGCAGAAGAGUCAGCACUUAAACGCAAGACUCGCAGAAAGGCUUGA